This is a messenger RNA of Theobroma umbraticum, 381 nucleotides long. NCBI's taxonomy places the organism in Eukaryota, Viridiplantae, Streptophyta, Magnoliopsida, Malvales, Malvaceae. The record is from RefSeq and is a predicted model, not a curated record.
AUGAAUUUUGGGCUUCCUUUUGCUCUCCUCAUCAUUUCUCUGGCCAUAUCGGCCGAGUCAUUAUCCUACGGCAGCACACAUUGGGGUCGAACCAUGUUCUCGAGCACUGUCCGCGAUGGAAGUGUGGGUGCAAGGCAAACAUGUCGUGGCCCCUUGAGUGAGUGCAUAGGCAAUGAGGAAGAAACGGCCAUGGAAUGGGCGAUAAGCCGUAGGGCAUUGGCUGAAGGGAAAAGGUACAUUAGCUACGGUGCCCUCAAGCGGAACAGCGUUCCAUGCAAUCGUCGGGGCAAUUCCUACUACAACUGUGGCGCCCCUGGGCGGGCUAAUCCUUACAACAGAGGGUGCAGUGUCAUCACACAUUGCUAUCGAUACACUGGUUAA